GGGCGGGGCCGGUGGGGUAGGAGGGAGCGGCCGACCAACCGACCCGACCCAAGGUUUCGAGCGAGGGUCCGGGACAGGGGGUGGUGAGAAAUCCAAGACUCAGGGGCCAGGUGCCGGGUCGCAGCUGCCCCCGGCCCAAGAUGCGGUAAAAACGGCCCGCGCUGGAAGCCCUGUCCUUGGCGUCACCCAACCAACUCCCAGCCCAUGGCGACCCCAGGCCUGGGGCUGCUCUUGGCAGUCGGCCUGGUGCUCCUGCCCAACCGCUGGGGCCGAGCCUGGGGGCAAGGCACUACAGCAGCAUCACCCACUUCAAGUGGCAACAGCAGUGGCACCGUGACUGACUUCAGCUCCAAUGGGGGCCUGUCUCAGGAAGGCAUUACUGCCAUCAUCGUGGUCUUCUCCAUCCUGGGUGCCCUGGUCCUGAUCGUGGCGCUGGUGUUCCUGGUCCGGAAACUUCGAGAGAAGCGGCAGACAGAGGGCACCUACCGGCCCAGCAUCGAGGAGCAGUUCUCCCAUGCAGCUGAGGCCCGGGCCCCCCAGGACUCCAAGGAGACGGCUCGGGGCUGCCUGCCCAUCUAGGCCCCCUUUCCUACAUCCAUCUCCUUCCUUGCUGUGUGACCUUGGGGGAAGGCAGCACCCUCUCUGGGCAAUCAGAUUCAUCCCGUGCUUAAGAAUAGAAGGGAAGAAGGUGCUUAAAGACUUUGCCCCUGAGGGCAAGGGAGGGUGGGGCUGUUCACUUUUAUAUAUUUAUAUAACAUUGGUAGUGAGCUAUAAUAAAGUUUUUUUUUUUUUUUUUGAGCUGGUGGGAA
Octodon degus (degu) is the source of this 809-nucleotide messenger RNA. RefSeq names its product crumbs 3, cell polarity complex component (gene Crb3). The record is from RefSeq and is a predicted model, not a curated record. The transcript has 5 exons. NCBI's taxonomy places the organism in Eukaryota, Metazoa, Chordata, Mammalia, Rodentia, Octodontidae. Bases 205 to 579 code for a protein of 124 amino acids.